AACUUUAUUCCUCGGAACAAACCGUGCACUUCCGGUUUCAGGUGUAAUGUAAAUAUGGGCGGCCGUAGCGUGUGCAGGUGUUAGUGUCAUGGUCUCAGGAUGCGGUACAACGAGAAGGAGCUGCUGUCUCUCUCCAGACAGAGAGCGGAGAAAGCGGCGGAGCUGAACAUGAGGGUCCCCAAGAAAGGCAGCGUACUGAAGAAGCGUCUGGUGAAAUUGGUUGUGAAUUUUCUAUUUUACUUCCGGGCUGAUGAAGAGGAGCCCAUCGGAGCACUGCUUUUAGAACACUGUAUAGUGAAGAAGGAAGAGGAGAAAAGUUUCUCAAUAUCCUUCAUUGAUGAGCCAGACAGGAGGUACAUGUUUGAAUGCAGCAGUCAAGAACAGCGUGAUGAGUGGGUAGAAGUACUGACCAAUGCAAGCUACGAGUUCAUGAGGAAAAGUCUCCUGUUUUAUAGGAAUGAAAUUCUGAAGAUUAGUGGGAAGGAUCCUUUGGAGCAGUACGGGAUAUCGGAGGAAUCUCGGUUUCAGCUGGAACCCUCAGGCAUCUGAAGUCUUGUCUUUUCAAGCACCACAAUCGUCCUAGUCCAGAAUGUUGCGCUCCAGGCUACAAAAAAAAAUAAUUAGGAGCCAAAUGUUCAUUCUUGGCGGCUUUGGCUUUAGCCACCAUCUGGAGCUUUGGACUGUGCUUCAGGAUGUCAUUUCAUUGCACAAUCAGUACUAGACUGUACCUGACAUCAUACCUCACACUGGGUGCUCGCCAGGCUUAAUGAUGCAGAAGCUGAUCAGUUCAUAGCAGAUGUCAUUCCUUGUCCUGUGCUCGUUUGUAAAUGCUUUUAUUACAUAAGUCUUAAUUUAAAGAUGUAUGUGCACUUAUGUUUCUAUGAGUAGUUUCAGCACUGACAUUACCAUUUGUCUACUUGCUGUAUAUUUCAUGCCUCUGAGCAGCAACGUGUGUGAAUUGUGUCCCUCUAUGAAUUGAUACAAUGGUAAUGAUACUGUGACAGUCUUAAAGGGAAUGUGUCAUCAGAAAAUGACCUAUUCAAAUUACAUUUUUAUGUUAAACAUUUUCUUAGCAUAUUUUUUUUGUUCCAUGUCGCUUAGUGUUUGCACUUGCCACUUCUUUGAGAGCAGCUACAUGAGCUUUAAACACUGGUCUGGAGGGGACCCUAUUGACUUCCAUGGGAGGGUUCUCUAGGCAUGCUCUGUGACCCAAGCAGAGCUCAGGAGAGAGCAAAUAAACUGUGAUAUCCAGUGGUGUAUCUUGGUUUUGUGCUGCCCUAGGCGAGACUAAACUCGGGCACCCCUUAACGCGCGGACGCAAAAGGCAGGGGAGGUCUGGAGGAAGU
This is a messenger RNA of Bufo gargarizans (Asiatic toad), 1346 nucleotides long. It is a transcript of the gene PLEKHJ1, whose product is annotated as pleckstrin homology domain containing J1. The record is from RefSeq and is a predicted model, not a curated record. The coding region runs from base 100 to 549 and encodes 149 amino acids. Lineage: Eukaryota; Metazoa; Chordata; Amphibia; Anura; Bufonidae. Gene Ontology annotation, biological process: endosome organization; retrograde transport, endosome to Golgi; receptor recycling. The transcript is spliced from 6 exons. Gene Ontology annotation, cellular component: early endosome; recycling endosome; trans-Golgi network.